GCUAGCUUCCUGCCACGGUUUCUUAUUCUUUUCCGUGAACGUGUAGUCCGUUGCAAGCUCGUGAUAAAGACAACAAAUUUCAUUUACAAUGUUGAAGAACCCUACAAAUGAAAUAUCUGAAGGCCUACCAUUCACGAUGCGGUGUGGUAACUGGUGUCUGUGGUAAACUGCCCCUGAUAAAGGACCGGAGGUUACAAAUGUUUGCACCGCUGCGAUACUUGUGUUCGGAUUAUUCAUGAAUUUUAUCUCUGUGGAAAAGGUGAUGUGAUCAUAACAGCCCACUGGGAGUCCGUCAUUGACCAUGGAUAGAGAUUUGCUGAGGCAAUCCGUUUCAUGUCAUGGACCAAAUUUGUUUUCUCUUUUAAAAUGUGAGCAGAGUGAAAAUCCAGACUUUAAGUAUGUUGCGGCUGACCUUGCCAAAUCUGUGAACCAAAGGGAUAAAGAAGAUGACAGCCCUGUUGUGGAGCAGUUCAUUGCAAGGAAGGCAGACCUUCUGUUUGCCCCCUCAUGGAAGUUCACAGCACCAGAAGAGGAUGACUGGCAAGAAGCAACACAAGAACUGUAUGCUGUCAUUCCCCCACUGGAGCAAUUCAUGGACGUCCCAUAUGAAGAGAGGAGGGAUAUUUUCUAUAGAGACGUGGAGCGAGGAGACAUGGUUAUAGGAAGGAUUACAUCAAUCCGAGACUUUGGUUUCUUUGUUAGUCUAAUCUGCACGGCUGGUGGCCUGGAGAGGGAUAUUGAAGACCUAGAGAUUACGGGCCUCUGUCCUAUACGAGAUGUACCAUCAUCUGGAAACCAUGAUGAUCCCUUGUCAUAUUUUCUAAUUGGGGAUUUGAUUAGAGCCGGCGUGAAGGACAUAGACCGUUAUCAUGAGAAGCUGACGAUCUCUCUCUACUCUUCCUCACUGGCUCCAAACUUCAACAAAAUCAAACUGGGUGUAAUUAGCAAGGAGGAGCUGCCACUGCACUACAUCCGUGGAGAAAAGGUGGCCAGUGACAGCAGCGAGACAUAUGAGAGGCUGCUGGAGAGUUCGCUUGGCUUCUCCAACCCUUCCAAUGUGGAUUAUCUGCUUGGCAAUCUUGGAAUUAUUGAUACAAAAUCUCCUUCACUGAUGAGAGGUUUGCAGAGUAAACAUUUUAAGGAAGAUGAUUUUGCAAGUGCAAUUCGGAAAAAGCAAUCUGCGUCCUGGGCCUUAAAAUGUGUGAAAGCUGGUGUGGAUCAUUUCAAGUCAGGACGACAUGUGGAAGCCAUGAAUGAAUACAAUAAGGCUUUAGAGAUUGACACCAACAAUGUUGAGGCUCUCGUCGCACGUGGGGCUCUGUAUGCAACCAAAGGCAGCUUGGUAAAAGCCAUCAGUGACUUUGAGCUGGCCCUUGACACCUGCCCCACCCACCGCAAUGCCAAGAAGUAUCUCUGCCAAACUCUAGUGGAGCGAGGUGGCCAGCUGGAGGAAGAAGAAAAGCUGGUCACAGCAGAGGGGCUCUAUAAGAAAGCGAUUGCCUUGGACAACACGUUUCAGGAAGCAGAGGACGCAUUGAGGAAGCUUCAGGCACUCAUCCAGAAAACUCUUAAACGGAAAGCUGAGGAGGCUGCUAGGGAAGAGAAGCCACAGGCCACAGAGACGAGUGCCGAGAAAUUGCGUAAGAUCUUAAGAGAAGAAAAGAGAAUGAAGAAGAAAAGGAGACGAUCAGACUCCUCAUCUGUAACAUCGUCAAGCUCCGAUUCCUCCAGCGGCGACUCCAUGCUCUCAGCCAGCCGCAAAAAGUCCAAAAAGCGGAAACACAAGCGAAGGCGGUCGUCACAUAGCAGUAAGAAGCGCAAGCGGAGAGUGUCGUCUCGUGACGACAGGACAACCGAGGACAAAGAGGAGCAUUACCCCGUUCCUGCCAACACGUCGGCUUCCUUCAUCAACCACAAAGGAGCCCUCACGAAACUGAUCGACGAGGAGGGUGGAGAUGAGGAUCCAAGGGGCUCUUAUGGAAAGAACAGAGCAGAAGACAGCAGAGGUAGGUCUGAAGACUAUCGUCCUUCACGCAGUCCCGAGGCUGACAGUGGGAAGGGCAGGUGGCAGUUUAGUGACCGGCCGGAGGACCCGGUGCUCACUGGCGUGAAUGGCGGGGAAAGAGAAGCGUACAGAGCCCGCAGGAUAUCUGACGACAGUAUCAGGAGCCACCAGGAAGGUUCAGGCAGCUCACGCCAUGCCGUCAGCAAAAUGGACUUCUUAUCCUCAGCUUACUCGGAGCACUCCCUUAAAUUGGAUGGACCCAUGAAGGACACAUCCUGGCAGGCUGCCAGUGAGGAAAGGUCAGAAGGUGGUGGGCGUGAGCGCAAGGACAGAGCCAGAGAGGAUUGUGGGAGUAACAGAGGGGCUGAUGGAAAGGAUCGCAGACUAAGCAGUGGUGAUGGGAAUAGGGCUUCAGCAGGAAGCCAGAAGAAGGAUUUACCUGCCAAUUUACUGGAUAUAUUUAACCAGAUAGCUGAAUUUGAAAAAGAGAGAAAGCAGAAGAAAUGAAAUGACUACCAUUUCAGUGUUUUUCCUUGCUUGCUUGCUUGUGCCUUGAAGGGAGAUUUUAAAUAAAGUUAGUUGGCUAUGCCACACAGUAGAGUUCUUUGGUUAGAAUUUCUUGGGGGGUUUUUUUUAGAUGGGGAGAGAGUCUUUCAUUUUUGUAUGCCAUGAAAUACUUUCUUUUAAGUGCACAUGACUUCAAAUGCUUAUUUGUACCUUCUUGGAAACUAAGUUUCAAGUCUGAUACUUCUCCCUCUAAAUUGAUAGGUAAGGGUAAACAGUUGAAGCUGCAGUCAGUAUGUACCCUAGGUGAAUUUGAUAUGUUUGUUUUGAUCACUUUUUUUACUUUGCAGAACUUGGCUGAUUUUAUAACUAAUUGAGAAGAUUUUGGUUUACAUUCAAACUGAAAAUGUACUGACUGUAGCUUUUUCCAAUAGAUUAACCACAUAUGCUCAUUUUUAACAAACUUGCAGCAUGAGUCUUCCGUAUACGUGUUCUUUCAUCUCUCUGGCCAAAUGUUUUGGAAUGCAAAAUCUUCAGACUACAGAUAAACAAAUGUAUGUUUGUGCAUAUUCUAAUAAACAGUGGCUUAUCAGUUUUCAGUCA
Molecule: messenger RNA, 3112 nt
Organism: Electrophorus electricus (electric eel)
Lineage: Eukaryota; Metazoa; Chordata; Actinopteri; Gymnotiformes; Gymnotidae
Gene: ttc14
Product: tetratricopeptide repeat domain 14
Molecular function (GO): nucleic acid binding; protein binding
Source: RefSeq, a predicted model, not a curated record